AUUCUGCUCAGACCUGCUGCAGCUGGAGGCAUCAUGGCCGACAGGAAGUGUUGUGGCGUUUCUGCUGUUAAAGUCGCACUUGCUGUCCUCCUCGUCGUCAUGACGAUGGUCUGCAUAACGCUGAUGGCUCUGAUGCUCACCCCGACGACUCACACAGGGUCAGAUCCAGAUCCCCAGAACCCACCUUACCUGAUCGGAGUGGGUCGAGCCGACUGCACCGGACCUCCAGCUGAAAUCCCUCUGAUGGGUUAUGCAAACCCUCAGCAGAAGGCUGCAGGCAUUCACACACGUCUGUACAGCCGAGCCUUCAUCGUCGAUGAUGGAAAUCAGAGAGUCGUCUUCGUCACUGCAGACAUUGGGAUGAUCUCUCAAAGGCUGAGACUGGAGGUUCUGAGGGCCCUGAAGGAGAAGUACGGGACUUUGUACCGGCGGGACAACGUGGUUCUGAGUGGGACCCACACCCACUGUGGACCGGCCGGAUACUUCCAGUACACGCUCUUCAUGAUCACCAGCAAUGGUUACAUUAAGGCUGUGGUAGAACCACUGGUCAAUGGCAUCGUGAAGAGUAUAGACAUAGCCCACAGCAACAUGAGGCCCGGCAGGAUUUACAGGAACAAAGGUGAGCUGGAAGACAGCAGCCUGAACAGAAGUCCUCACUCCUACCUGAACAACCCUAAGGAGGAGAGAAACAGGUAUAAGUGGAACACAGACAAACAGGUGCUGGUGCUGAAGUUUACAGAUCUGGAUGGAGAUGGAAUUGGUAUGAUCAGCUGGUUUGCCGUCCACGCCGUCAGCAUGAACUACACCAACCGCAUGGUGAGCAGUGAUAAUAUGGGCUAUGCUUCCUACCUGCUGGAGCAGGACAAGAACCGCGGAGAGCUACCUGGACAGGGAAGUUUUGUUGCUGGUUUUUCCUCCAGUAACCUCGGAGAUGCCAGUCCAAACAUUAAAGGACCUCACUGUAUGAACACUGGGCUGCCCUGCGACUAUCUGAACAGUUCCUGUCCUGUGGGAGGGACUAAGGAGUGUAAAGCGUUUGGACCAGGAGAAGACAUGUUUGACAGCACCAGAAUAAUCGGGCACAACGUCUACAUGAAGGCCAAGGAACUGUAUGCAAGUGCAGUGCAGGAGGUGACUGGUCAGGUCCGGUUCGCUCAUCAGUGGGUCAACAUGACAGACGUGACUGUUCAGAUCAACGGCACACACACGGGGGAUGUUGUUUCUGUCACAUUUGUAGCAGGAAACCCUCGACACUCUGGAGACAUUAGAGAGAAAACUUUUGUCACUGUGGAGAUGUAUGAUAACAGAACAGAAACCUGGGAGGUGGUCCACACAGAUGCAUCAUGGGAAACUAGGUUUCACUGGUUGAAAGGUACAAAUCGACAGAGCAAUGCCACCAUUGAAUGGUACGUUCCCUCAUCGGCUCCCAGCGGCUCCUACAGGAUCAGACACUUCGGACAUUACAAAGAGAUGAAAGGACUGCGGCCUGUCAUCACUGCGUACGAAGGCUCGUCUGACAUCUUCAGAGUCACCGAAAGCUUCUACCAGCAGUGACAUCAGUUCAACAUCCAGAGAAAGAACAUCUGUAAGACUGUCCACAUCUGUGUUUCUGAAACUGAUGGUCCUACUGCAGAUU
Molecule: messenger RNA, 1636 nt
Organism: Nematolebias whitei (Rio pearlfish)
Lineage: Eukaryota; Metazoa; Chordata; Actinopteri; Cyprinodontiformes; Rivulidae
Gene: asah2
Product: N-acylsphingosine amidohydrolase 2
Biological process (GO): sphingosine biosynthetic process; ceramide catabolic process; long-chain fatty acid biosynthetic process
Cellular component (GO): extracellular region
Molecular function (GO): N-acylsphingosine amidohydrolase activity
Source: RefSeq, a predicted model, not a curated record